This is a messenger RNA of Neopsephotus bourkii (Bourke's parrot), 2732 nucleotides long. RefSeq names its product drebrin 1 (gene DBN1). Gene Ontology annotation, cellular component: postsynaptic membrane; dendrite; plasma membrane. Lineage: Eukaryota; Metazoa; Chordata; Aves; Psittaciformes; Psittacidae. The transcript is spliced from 15 exons. Gene Ontology annotation, molecular function: actin filament binding. Gene Ontology annotation, biological process: neuron projection morphogenesis; postsynaptic actin cytoskeleton organization; positive regulation of dendritic spine morphogenesis. Bases 126 to 2084 code for a protein of 652 amino acids. The record is from RefSeq and is a predicted model, not a curated record.
ACCGGGCGCGGCGGCGGGCGGAGCCUCCCCGCCGCUCGCCCCUCCGCCCGGCCGCUGCGGCAGUGUCUCGGAGGCGGGCAGGCGGCCGGUCCCUCCGGUCCCCCCGGCAGCAUCCCGGCCCCGCCAUGGCUGGCGUCGGCUUCGCGGCGCACCGCCUGGAGCUGCUCGCCUCCUACCAGGACGUGAUCGGCGAGGACAGCCCCACCGACUGGGCUCUCUACACGUACGAGGAUGGCUCCGAUGACCUGAAGCUGGCAGCAUCAGGAGGCGGAGGUUUGCUGGAGCUCUCUGGCCACUUUGAGAUCCAGAAGGUGAUGUACGGCUUCUGCAGCGUCAAGGACCCCCAGGCCGUGCUCCCCAAAUACGUCCUCGUCAACUGGGUAGGUGAGGACGUGCCAGAUGCCCGCAAAUGCGCCUGCGCCAGCCACGUAGCCAAGAUUGCCGAGUUCUUCCAGGGCGUGGAUGUCAUCGUCAACGCCAGCAGUGUGGAGGACAUCGACCCCGGGGCCAUCGGGCAGCGGCUCUCCAAUGGUCUGGCCCGGGUCUCCAGCCCGGUGCUGCACCGCCUGCGGCUGCGGGAGGACGAGAACACCGAGCCCGUGGGCACCACGUACCAGAAAACCGAUGCCACCGUGGAGAUGAAGCGGCUCAACCGAGAGCAGUUCUGGGAGCAGGCCAAGAAAGAGGAGGAAUUACGCAAGGAGGAAGAGAGGAAAAAGGCUCUGGAUGCCCGGCUGCGGUUCGAGCAGGAGCGGAUGGAGCAGGAGCGGCUGGAGCAGGAGGAGCGGGAGCGGCGCUACCGGGAGCGCGAGGAGCAGAUUGAGGAGCACAGGCGGAAGCAGCAGAGCAUGGAGGCAGAGGAGGCCCGGCAGCGCCUGAAGGAGCAGUCCAUCUUCGGGGAGCAGCAAGAGGAGGACGACAGGCAGCAGCUCAGGAAAUCAGAGUCGGAGGUGGAGGAGGCUGCUGCCAUCAUCGCUCAGCGGCCCGACAACCCCCGGGACUUCUUCAAGCAGCAGGAGCGGGUGGCAUCGGGCAGCAGCGACGCCAUCUCACCGGGCAGCCACAGGACAGGUCGUCUGCACUGUCCUUUCAUAAAGACAGCUGACAGUGGGCCGCCUUCCUCCUCCUCCUCAUCCUCCUCCCCCCCGCGGACCCCCUUCCCCUAUAUCACCUGCCACCGCACCCCAAAUCUCUCCUCUUUCUUUCCAUGCAGCCAGUCGGACGCGUACCGCAAGGCCUCGGCAGCGGGCUGCAGCCCCUGCGAGCGCAGCCCCGCUGCCACGCCGCUGGGCACGCCGGGCACCCGCGUGCCGGGUGACGACACACCAGCAGCGCCCAAAGACACCCCCAGCCCCAGCACCCAGGAGGCCGAGCCAGCCACCCCCGAGCAGCACUGGCCCUUCCCGGGGCCUGAGGACAAGGCCACCGAGCCCCCCGGGGACGAGCCCAGCCCCAGGCCGGUGUGGACAGCGGGGGGUGACAUCCUGGGGGACCUGGUGACCCUGGAGCCCGCUGAGCCCUCCCCGCCACCCACGGCCACCGAGCCCCAGCCCGGGGGGACCCCCAACCCCGAGAGCCUCAUCGACCUGUGGCAGAGCGACGGGGCUGCCCCCCCGGCUGCCUGGCCCCUGCCUGCUGCCCCUGUCCCCGAGGGACCCCCGGCUGCUCUGCCCGACGAGGGGCCCCUGCUCAGCCUGGAUGAGCUGCCCGAGCCCCCCGCCACCUUCUGCGAUGCGGAGCAGGAGGAGGAGGAAGAGGAGGAGGAGGAGGCAGCCGGUGGGGGGGGCCCCCAGCCCGGGGGGCUCGGCUGCCAGAGUGCCCCCCAGGAGGAUGUCCCGGGCCGAGAGACCCCCCCCAUCACCAACGGGGAGAUGGCCCCCAAGGAUGGGACGCCGGGUCGUGGGGAGCAGGCCAGCGAGGGCUACUUUAGCCAGUCCCAAGAGGAGGAGGUGCCCCCCCCCGAGGAGCCAUCGGCCAAAGCCCCCCAGCCUGUCUUCUACAACAAGCCCCCAGAGAUUGACAUCACAUGCUGGGACGCAGACCCCCUGCCCGAGGAGGAGGAGAGCUUCGGGGGGGGUCUGUAAGCCCAGGCCCCGCUGCCGGCACCCGCAGCUUGCCCUGGCCGGCGGGGGGCAUGGGGGGGGGGCACAGUUGGGGGCCUGGACCCCCCCCGUUACCCCGCUGGAGCCCCACAGGCUGAGGCCUCCGGGUGGGGGCCCCCCCGCUGCACCCCCACCCCGGGGCACCUUUUGCAGCCCCCCCAUCCCCUCUCUUUUUUAAGUUGUCAAUAGGAGCCGUGUCAGCCCCCAGCUCCCCAUUAGCAGCUCCCCCCCCCCCCCCGCUGCCCCAGCGCCCCUUUGGAGGGGGGGGACACGACACACGCUCGCAUCCCUUGCCCAGCUAUGGGACAGGGUCCUCGUUCUCUUCGUGCCCCCCCCCGGGAGUCCCCAGUACUUUGCACGAGUUAAAAGCAAAAAAGGAAUAAUACUAAUAAUGGAUGAAUAUGGCAAUAAAGUGACCUGACCGAGCGAGGCUGCGGCCAGCAGUGCCCCCCCCCGACCCAAACCCCAGCAGGGAGCUGGUGUGGGGAUCCCCCCCCUCCCUUCUUUCCUUGCUGGGAGCCCCCCCCCCCAUUCCCUAUCCCUUUCCCCAUUCCCGAUGACUGUUUUUGGAAAGCACAAGUUCUGUACCGGCGGUGUGCUCAUGUCUGUUAAUAAAUAAAGAGACUCCCA